Molecule: messenger RNA, 10437 nt
Organism: Pichia membranifaciens NRRL Y-2026
Lineage: Eukaryota; Fungi; Ascomycota; Pichiomycetes; Pichiales; Pichiaceae
Exons: 1
Coding region: 397-9984 (3195 amino acids)
Biological process (GO): protein retention in Golgi apparatus; late endosome to vacuole transport; protein targeting to vacuole
Cellular component (GO): extrinsic component of membrane
Source: RefSeq, a predicted model, not a curated record
GUUUUGGUGCGUUUGUUUGUGUGUCUGGGUGGUGCCUAGACUCUGUGUAUGUGGCGGGUGGCGGGUGCGGUGGCGAUAUCCGGGUAUGUUAUUGAUUUUGGGCAGUGGCUGGAGUGGAAUAGACGAGCCGGAAAGUGACAAGGGUCACGUGGGCAGAACGACGCGUCGGGGGUUUGGGGCCGAUCGGCGGCGGCGGCCGGGGAACGAGGAGGCUCCUCAUUUUUUGUAAAUUUUAUCUACAUGUCCCUGCCACUCGGAGAUCCAGCCAGGGCAGUUGCCCCUGUUGCGAGGCGUCAGGGCGGAGCCUUGUUAAGUGGCUCAUGGCAGAAAAGGGGUUGGCAGUGUUGGUAUCAACACACAGAGACACGAAGGGUCAGCAGCAGAAGCCAAUGCACCAUGUUAGAAUCGUUGGUAGCUAAUAUCCUCAACCGGACGUUGGGGGCCUAUGUGGAGAACUUCGACCCGAACCAGCUCAACAUCGGGAUCUGGUCGGGGGACGUGACGUUGUCGAACCUCAAGCUGAAGCGGGAGUCGCUGGACAAGCUGGAUCUUCCGCUGGACCUUCGGUGCGGGCAUUUGGGGACGCUGACGAUGCAGAUCCCGUGGUCGAACUUGAAGUCGAAGCCGGUGAAGAUCUUGAUCCAAGACUGCUACUUGCUCGUGUCCGCGGUGCAGCAGACCAAGUUCGACAAGGGCAGCGAGCAGAGCCGGGAGCUGCGGGUAAAGCGGCAGAAGUUGGACGAGCUGGAGCUGCUUUCGCAGCAGCAGGCGGAGUUUAGCCAGCUCGACGAGAAGGACAAGCUCAAGAACCAGAGCUUCACGGACUCGCUCAUCUCGAAGAUCAUCGACAACCUCCAGAUCACCAUCAAGAACAUCCACAUCCGGUACGAGGACCUCAAUUGCUUCACCAAGGUUCCCUACGCCCUGGGCUUCACCUUGGACGAGUUGUCGGCCGUGUCCACCGACGAAAACUGGGUCAAGAACUUCAUCGAGAACGUCAGCAGCGCCUCGAGAAAGUUGCUGCUCUUGAAGUCCCUCACCGUCUACCUCGACACCUCUAUCUCCAGCACCGCCUCCGCCGCCGUCUUCUCGGACCUCGACCGGGACGCGAUGAUCGACCGCUUGAAAGCUUACAUCGACCAGGCCUCCGCAAACGCGUCGGGCAACAUCGAGUAUCUUUUACAACCCGUCUCCGGUACCGGACACUUGACCUUGAACAAGUUGGGUCCCACAGACGAGUCUCCGCACUACAACGUCGAGUUGUUUUUCGAACAGUUCCGGUUGAACUUGAACCGUCUCCAGUACUGUGACAUAUUGGACUCUACCACGGAGAUGAACUACUACCAGAAAACCCUCAAGUUCAGAAUCAACGCUCCUCACUGCGCCGUCUCCGAAGAUCCCUACAAGUGGUUGCAGUACUCCUUCCAGGCCAUCUACAACGAGAUACACGAGAGAAAUUACCGCAAGACUUGGGGCUACCUCAAGAAAAGAAGAGACCAGAGAAAACAGUAUAUUGCUUUGUGGAAGAAAUACUUGCUUGAUAAGAAUUCCCUAACCCUGGACGAGAAAAAGGCUCUCACCCAAUUGGAAUCAGAAUGUGAGUUCGGCGACUUGAAGUUCUACAGAUCCCUUGCCAAAAUGCAGUUCAAGAAGGAGCACCAUGCUUUGCCAGCAAAGGCUGCUGCAGCCAAGGACGCAAAUAAUAACAAAGGUUGGCUCUCCUCGUGGUGGGGGUCGUCAACUACCGCCAAAGACAAUGAAGAUAAGCCCACGGUGUUACCUGCAGAAGGUGCCGACUUGGAAAUUACUGACGAACAGAUCAAUGAGUUCUAUGAUGCCAUCGAGUUCGAUGAAUCGAAAGUGUUAUCCGAGAGUUUUGAUGUCCCUAGAGAGAGGAUCAAGGUGGCAGUUAACUGUAAGUUGAACACAGGUUCGUUCAUUAUAAGACAAAACCAUUCCUCAAACAACUUGGCGGAGUUCAUAUCUGAAGGAUGCCAUGUUGAAUUUCUCCAGAGAAAAGACUCGUACUACAUUGGCUUCAGGUUGAACAAAUUCUCGGUCGAAGAUGGGGCAACCGACACGCUAUAUAAACACAUUGUGAGUGUUAAACAAUUGACUUCACCUCCGUCUACCUCGCCUUCACCUUCACCUUCGUCCUCCAACUUGAACCAAUUAUCUUUGUCCGAUGCUGUGUUAUCGGACAAUCCAUUCUUUCAAGUCUCGUUCGAACAUAACCCCUUGGAUGAAUCUGCGGAUUCGAAACUGGUUGCCAAGUUGAGUAGUAUGACCAUUUUCCACAACACAAGGUUCUUAGAAUCGCUCCACAAAUUUUUCAAACCACCAAAGGCUCAUCUCGAUACUAUCGGAACCUUGAUGAAUGCGGCAGAAUCAACCAUCCAGGAUUUCACCAAGCAAACCAAAAUCGGUCUUCAGUAUGCCUUUGAAGAGCACAAGACCAUGAACGUUAAAAUGGAUCUUCAAGCACCGUUGAUAAUCCUACCUAUAAAUCCAACCAAAUGGGAUUCUCCGGUUGGUAUAUUAGAUGCCGGUCAUAUCAGUAUCGUGAGUGAUAUCAUCAGUGCUGACAAAUAUCAGGAAAUUAAAAAUGAGAGGAAGGACACUUACACAGAAAAUGACUGGAAAAAAUUGAAUACUUACAUGUACGAUAAAUACAACCUUGCCUUACAAGAUGCUCAAAUAUUGAUAGGUCCUGAUAUAAAAUCAACGAUUGAACAGUUGCAUACCGAUGGUCCGAAGGAUGCUCUAAUUUUGGACCAGCUUAAUAUGAAUUUUGUCAUCGAAGUAUCAAUUAUUCCAACGUUUUAUGAUUUGCCUCGUAUGAAGAUUGGUGGUGAUGUCCCUAGAUUCGUGGCAAUGUUAAGUGAUUAUCAGUAUAAGAUUUUCAUGGAUUUAUUAUCCUCGUCGGUACCUGUUUUUACUGCCAACGAUGAUGAAACUGACAACAGUAGUAUCACCAAUCAAAACGACUCAGAUGUCCAAACCUUUUUGACUGACUCAAAUGCCGCUCCAAACAUGGACAGCCUAGAAGAUAGUUCUUUUUCAGAAACUAAAUCAUCUGAUAAAGAUGAUCAGAUGGCAAACUCCACUACAAGUGUAUCAUCACCAGCUAUGAACCAGCAUGCUAUUGAGUUCAACUUUACAAUGGAUUUGAUAAUACUAUCAAUGAAAAGAUGCUCCAAUACAACAACUUUUGAAGCAGAAAAACUUGUGGACCUAGUUGGUGACAAAUUGAAACUUAAUUUCUACAAAACCGAAAACGUAAUGCAUGUGGAUUUGUUACUGGCAGAUUUAUCGGUGAAUGAUUAUAUGGAAAACUCAAAUGUUGAUGAAUUCAAAAAAUUGGUAGGAUCGAAAGCAAACCUAGAGACUUCCACUGCAUCAUCGCUGGAUAAUUUGUUUGUUGUCAGUUACACCAAGUCGUUAAGACUGGCCAAUUUCAAAGGUGAGAUAAUCGAAUGCUACGAUCAAAACGUCAAGUUAGACAUUUCUGACUUUCAAGUUGUCAUCACAAGAAAAUCGUUAUUGACUUUGUUAAACUACUCUUUGAACACAUUCACCGAUCCGAUGGCUCCUGAGAUUCCAUCUGACAAAUUGCGUCACAACGAUAUAGAAAAUGUCAAUGCACCAGCCCAUAUAAAUGUUGAUAUCAAUAUGAAAAGUAUCAAUAUGAUACUUAAUGAUGACGGUAUCAAAUUGGCCACUCUAGUAUUGGAACGCGCAGAUGUGAGUGUCUUCUUGUUACCUGAUAGCAUGCGUGUAUCUGCAACUCUCGGUGGUCUAAAUUUGAUCGAUAAUGAUACCCAUCGUGGAAGGGAAUUGAUAAGUAUCCAAGGUGACGAUUUGGCAGAUUUGUCUUAUGAAACAUACGAUCCUGAGACUAAUACCUUACCUUAUAGUUCUCAAUUCAAAUUUGAAACUAGAUCAAUGGUUGUCAUGUUUGCUGAAGACUCAUUUGCUAGGAUCUACGGUUUCAUCUGUCAAUUCCAACGUAUGAAAUACAUCUAUGAUAGUGCAAGAGACGCUGCCCUUGACCAAGCUAAUAACGUUGAAUAUCCAAACAAAAUGAAAUUUGAUGUGUUGAUUCGUGCUCCUAUCUUUGUUUUCCCAAAAAUUGUGGAUCCUGUGAAUGAAUUAUUUGACACCAUCACCACAAACCUUGGUGAAAUUCACACAUUCAAUGAGUUCAAAAGGAAGGAUGAUACAUAUUUAAACAUUAUCCAGGCCGGUUUGACCAACACUAAGAUAUCUUCAAGUUUUGUGGUUAAUGGUGACAACUUUCAAGAGUUGGAGAUUAUUGAUAAAUUGGACAUCAUUUUCAACAUUGAUUAUUAUGAUGGGGAUAAACUGCCGCGUCCGUCAAUGAUUGUUGAUGGUAACCUUUCCGGAAAUGACAUUAAGUUAUCUGAAUGGCAAACCUUUAGUAUUAUCCAAAUUUUACAAAGCUUCCCAAGAAUUUUCAAAGAUAAUGCGGUGAAUGAUGGCAACAUUGAAGAUAUUGAAAACGAUGCUACCAAUGCAAAUAUGUUAAUUAAAAGAAGUAAGUCUCCAGAAAAAGAACCAUCAGAGUUAAGCAAAAAGUCGGUUGAUAUUGAGCAUGCUAGUGUAAGCAGUGAAAGUUCCACUACAAGUGCAGUUUCCAAAAAGCCUAAUUCUGUGAGUGUAGAUUUUGCCUUCAAUAUUCCUUUACUUUCAUUGACACUUUACAAUAACACACGACAAUCUAUUGAUGUUUCAGAUAAAAAACUUUCCAAGUUUUCCCUUAAUGAUAUGGCAGCGAAGUUUCAAUUAUUUGAUAAUGGUGACUUUAAAUCAGAUCUGCAUAUCAAAUCUUUUGUUGUCAAAGAUGUGAGGGCAACUACCAAAAAUGUUUUUACCGAUAUUAUUCCUGAGGUUGAUCAUACUGAAUAUCAAUUUAUGGGGUUGGUCAAUUCUGUCAAUGGGAUUACCACCAUAGAUGUCGCAAUUGACAGCCCUAAGGUGCUCUUGGUGAUGGAUUACCUUUUUGCAUUGAAAUCAUUUGGUGAUUUUGCAACGCAUAAACCUAAGACCGUUGUGGAUCAAUAUCUCCAAGACUAUAAUAAUUCAGAUGAAAACGCUGAAAAUGGCAAAAAGAUUGAUGAAAUUCUAGAUCCACAAGACUCCUUAGAUGACGAUGUUGUAGCCGGCAACCAGAUUAACUACAAGGUCAACAUUGUUGAUCCUUCUAUCAUUUUAUUAGCUAAUCCAGAAAACGAUGAUACUGAAGCUGUCAUCUUCAAAAUCAGUCAGUUGGGACUGACAAUUGGUGAACUUACGCAGAUGAAUGCUUCUGGAAUUGGAAUGUUUUUGAGAAGAAUGUCAUCUGAUGACACCAGUAAGUUGAGGAUUUUGGAUGACUUUUCAUUCGAUUUCAUGCUGGACACUCGUGGUUCUAACAAAACUUCAUUUUUAACCACCAUUGAUUCUAAUAUUGAUCCUUUAUUAUUGAGAUUAUCAUUGAGAGACAUUUAUUUAGCUAUUGAAAUUUUCAACAAGGCUUCCUCAAUGUUCAAUGAAGGUAGUAAGGGUGAAAUAGAAUCCCAACAACAUCAUGUUCGCCAUCAAGGAACUUCUUUCACUGAUGAGAUCAGUAAAAAGAUAUCCAAGUAUGCCCCAUCUGUUAUUUCGUCUUUAUCGAAAGCUUCCCAACAAGGUAGAGGACAGAAAUCAAAUGAGCCUUUGGUUAUAGUCAAAGGUGAGCGUUUGAAAAUUAACAUUCAAGGUUUCAGAUUAGUGUUGAUUGGAGAUGUUCAUGAAUUGCCAAUUUUGGACUUUGAUAUCAAAGCAUUUGAAAUUAAUGCCAAGAAUUGGUCAACUGAGUUGGAAGCUGAUACUCAGGUGAGUUCCUUAAUAAAUACUUUCAAUUAUUCUCUUUCACAAUGGGAACCACUGCUUGAAGCAUGGUCAUUUGCAGUUCAUAUUGAAAGGUCUGCCCAACAAAAGAUUUCUGUCAACUUUGUUUCGAGAGAGACUGCAGAGCUGACAGUAACCUCAAGGUCCAUCGCUACACUCUCUCAUUUUGCAAACUUACUUUCCGAAAAAGGUGAAUUGAAACCACGUGGAGAAGAUUCACCUUAUAGAAUCAUUAACCAAACGGGUUAUGAUUUAAACAUUUGGAUAGAUGAUGAUUCGGACUCUGAAAGACAAAAAACGUUAUUGAAAGAUCAAGAAACUCUUCCAUGGUCAUUUGAAGACUGGAGACAAGUUCGUGAAAGUUUAUCCAUCAACCCUAACAUUAACUAUAUUGGUGUUGAAUUUAUUGACUCAAUAUACGACCCUAUCCGAAAACUCUCUUUAAAAGCAGAAGGUGAAGAAGUGUUGAUGCUUACGCCAAUAUUGAAAGAUCAGUACCACAAUAGACUUGCUUGUGAAAUUGUAUUAGCUGAGGAUAAAGUGAAAGAAGUCAUUCUCAAGUCCACUGUUUCAAUCAAAAAUUUUACUGCUACUCCAAUCUAUGUGGGAGUCGGAAAUUAUGAUGGAGAAUUCGUUGUUGAUAGAGAAAUCAUGGUUCCAACUGGCGCUAACCUUGCCCUUCCGAUAGAUUAUGUUUACAACGGGAAACUUGCGGUAAGACCUGCUACAACAUCAGAGAUAUUUGGCUGGUCCACUGCCAAACUACAAGGUAAUGAUUCUUCUAUUACCAUGUCCUGGGAAAGCAUUAGAGAUCAUGAUUUGCUUUUAGAAUGCCCUCGUAUUGAGCAGAAUGGACCGGCAGACUAUUACUACUUCAAAGCACAUGCUGAGUAUAAUGAAAAAGAAUCACUUAAUCAGCUAUACCCCCACAUGAAUAUUUUUAUCUCUCCACCAUUGGUCAUUGAAAAUUUGUUACCGUUUGAUAUAGAAUGGAGACUCUUUCAAAAAGGUCCAAGAAAAUGGAAUGAUAAAUUAAACCAAGGCGAAAAAUGUCCUAUCCACAUUGUUGACAUGAACUUUAGUGCAGUCAUUAAGAUUCAGGUAUUAGGAUCUACAUAUGCUGUUUCUGCAGCUUCGAUUGUCAAUACUCCUAAUAAUAUGACCACUGUCGACAAGGAAAUCAACUUAAAAAAUGAUGAUGGUCAUCGGUUGAGUCUCAAAUUAUACUAUUCUACUGAUCCCAAAUACGGUACCAAGGUUUCUAUUUAUUCACCAUACUUGCUUGUGAACAGAACAGGGAAAGACUUGUUUGUCAUGGAUAGCUUCAAUACGUUAUGUUCAAAGAGUAGACAAGGAGUUUUAACUGGUGAUGAGAAAGAGUUUCCUGACAUGUUUUCGUUCAGUAUUGAAAAUGAUGCUUUUGGAUUUUUCCGAGGAAAUUUAGAAAGAAAUACCGUUCAACUACGUGUCGGUGAUUCCUAUCCUAGUGAAAAAUUCAGUAUCGAUAAAAUAGGACAAUCGUUCGAAGUUAGAGUUGGAUUGAAAACAAGAAAUUUUGAAAACGAUGUUGGUAUUUACAUAACUGAGGGACAGGGUGUGUAUAACUUGACCAAAGUUAUCAUCAUUACGCCCAGAUACAUUAUCAGAAAUGAUUUGGGUAUACCAAUUGUUGUUAGCCUUGUUGGCAGUUCAAAAACAGUGAAUGUAGGGUCUAAUGCUGCCUCUCCAAUAUAUGAUAUGCCAACAUAUGGUGACAAGCAAAUGAUGAUUGGUUUUAAAGAGGGGCGUGGAAACAUGUCUGCUGCAUUUGUUAUCAAUAAUGUUGGCGAGAUAUAUAUUCGUGUGAAAAAGUUGGAUUCGAACGCUCACAUGUUGUUGAGAGUGGUUAUAAGUACUGAACACGCUUCGAUUUUUAUCAACAUUCUAGAUGCAAAAAACUUGUGGCCAUAUUCAAUCCGAAAUUUUAGUGAUAACGAAUUUUUCAUUUAUCAGGCAGAUCCAUAUAUUGACAAAGAUGGCAAUAAAUUGUCAGAUGCAGAAUUCACACCGGUGUUUUACAAAAUUCCACCAAAGAGUGUCAUGCCAUAUGCAUGGGACUUCCCUGCUGCUGAAGUUAAGGAAUUAGUUGUUAGAUGUUCAGGUAGAGAAAGAUAUAUUCAGCUUGCCGAAAUUGGAUCACUAAUGCCAAUGCGUGUGAAGAAAGAAGGCGGUGCCUUUCAAAUAUUUGAUUUGAAUGUCAUAGCUGAUGGACCUAUUCAAGCUUUGAUGAUUUCGGAGUAUGAUCCAAGGACAAGUAUGUAUCAAUUGAAACAAAAUAAGUCCACUUCGACAACAGCAACCACUGCAAUGAAAGAUGAGUUCGAGACAAACAUUAAGGAUGAAAAGUACUAUACCAACAUUGUAUUCAACUUUGAAGGUAUUGGUGUCUCCUUGGUGAAUACGAAAAACACUUAUCAAGAAUUGUGUUACACUACCAUUAGAGGUAUUGAGUUCCAUUACAAUGAAUCGGAUAUUUACCAGACUGCCAGCUUGAAAAUGAAAUGGGUACAAAUUGACAAUCAAUUAUACUCAUGCAUCUAUCCUGUUAUCUUAUUCCCUACUAUUGUUCCAAAGUCUAGCUAUGAGCUAAAUAGCCACCCGGUUUUCUCUACCUCUAUUGCCAGACUAAAAGACAAUACUCAUGGUGUGAAUUAUAUAAAAUUUGCUACGGUAUUAUUGCAGGAGUUGUCUGUUCAGGUCGAUGAAGACUUCCUUUGGGCUAUAUUAGAUUUCUCUAAGAUCCCUGGAGCUGCAUGGAAUUCAGAUGUUAAAAAUGAGCUUUGGGACAAAAAUCUUCAAAUACCAGAACCCCCAACUAUCAGGUCUACAGAUGAUCUUUAUUUUGAGGCAUUACAUUUGCAACCCUUACAAUUUAAUAUUUCUUUUGUGCGUACUGAACGAGUCAAUGUGGAAGACACAAUGACAACACAAAAUGCUUUGUCCGUUGCUGCAGAUGUUCUUACUAUGGCGAUUGGAAAUAUUAACGAUGCCCCAGUGAGAUUAUCAGCAUUGUUAUUGGAAAAUAUCAGAACUCCUGUUCCUUACUUGAUUCAAAAUAUUUCCGAACAUUACAAGCAAGCAUUCCUUUAUCAACUUUACAAAGUGUUGGGCUCUGCUGAUCUUCUUGGUAAUCCAGUUGGUUUGUUCAACAAUAUUAGUUCAGGAGUAAUGGAUAUUUUCUAUGAACCCUAUCAAGGAUACAUAAUGACGGACAGACCUCAGGAGUUAGGUAUUGGAUUAGCCAAGGGUAGUUUAAGUUUCUUGAAGAAAUCUGUUUUCGGUGUCAGUGAUAGUGUCUCACGUUUCACUAACUCAAUGGCCAAAGGUUUGACCGCUGCGUCAAUGGAUAAAGAUUUCCAGGAAAAAAGGCGCAUGACAAGACAGGUCGGAAAACCCAAUCAUCCUGUUGACGGACUCUCAAUAGGUGCCACAUCAUUUAUAAAUGGAAUAUCCAGUGGAUUAUCUGGUCUGGCCACGGCACCCAUGGAAGGUGCAACUCGUGAGGGAGCAAGUGGGUUUUUCAAGGGUCUUGGCAAAGGUCUGUUGGGAUUGCCGACUAAAACUGCAACUGGAGUUUUAGAUUUGGCCAACAACAUCAGUGAAAGUAUCAAAAACACUACUACAGUUUUUGAUGGUGAGGGUAUUGAGAAAGUCCGGCUUCCACGUUUCAUACCAUUUGAUGGGGCAGUGGUUACUUUUUCGGAGAAAGAUGCACAAGGUCAAUACUGGCUCAAAACGUGUAGCGGCGGAAUUUAUUCAGAUGAUCAAUAUCUGGCCCAUGUUGUGUUACAAGGUGGAGAUCAUGCUUGUAUUAUCAGUUUUAACAGAAUACUAGUGAUGAAAGUUUUUGAUAUGACAGUGGAUUGGCAAAUCUCUCUAGAGAACAUUUUGAACAUUACAUUGGAGAAGACUGGUAUACGUAUCAAAACUAAGAAUGUUAGUGACCCGUCGAGGUUUAUACCACUACCAGACAGGGCUGAUAAGAGGUAUUUAUAUAGCCAAAUUGCUAUCGCUGUUAACGAAUACAACAAGCACUGCAUUGUUGCAUUAUGAGGUAAAGCUUCAAGGUUUCAGUGUUUCUUCGUAAUUGCUAUUGUUCUUCUGAAGUUGAUGGUUUUCGUUAAGCUUGUAAGAUUGAGCUCAUAUAUACAGAUAAAUAUUCAGGAAUAAAUUAUAUUUAUUAGGACUAGUCGGAGCUGGCGGUGAACUCAGUAUUCAGAGUUCCGAAUUUUUUCUUUAGUGAAUUAAAAAAUUUGGCACCAUUUUCAGUUCCAUAGCCUUCUGUUUUGACUUCACUAUAUGACACAAAGCCAUCAUAGACUUUCACUUCAAGCUGAUCAGUUUCUCCAACCCUGAAAGUGCCAUUAGGUAAAUUUUUGUCUGCUUCAGUAAGUGGUAUUAGUGAUGGAGAGCAUUUUGACAAGACAACUCUUUUCAAAGGGUUCAAAGUAGCUUUGCUCUUUUUCUUGGGCACAAAUUGUUUGAAAGUAUAUAAUGGUCCAAGUG